AUGGCUAUCAGAGCAACGUCGCAUUAUACCCACGAUGAGCUCACAGACAAGGAGUUUGAAGAAUUGAAGAAUGGGUGUCUCAAAGCUAGGAAUCUCUCUUAUUCUCCUUACUCGAACUUCCGUGUGGGCUGCGCUUUGUUAACAGACGGCAAUGAACUAUUCUUGGGUGCUAAUCUUGAAAAUGCUUCAUAUCCAGCUGCCAUUUGUGCUGAACGAACUGCCAUCUCCAAUGCCAGAAUGAAUGGCCACAACACCAUUAAAGCCAUGGCUAUAGCCUCAGAUAGUGAUAAACCAAUAAGUCCGUGCGGAGUCUGCAGACAGUUUAUCCGAGAAUUUGGACUCAAGAUUCCUAUUUUUAUGUUUGACAAAUUAGGCAAUACUUUCAUCAAGAUGUACCUUGAAGAUCUUUUACCCUUUAGCUUCGGUCCAGACGACUUGGGAGUGAUUACCACCUCAUCAGCAUCCAAUCAGUGA
Molecule: messenger RNA, 474 nt
Organism: Lizanozyma spartinae
Lineage: Eukaryota; Fungi; Ascomycota; Pichiomycetes; Serinales; Debaryomycetaceae
Product: cytidine deaminase
Exons: 4
Coding region: 1-474 (157 amino acids)
Cellular component (GO): cytosol
Molecular function (GO): cytidine deaminase activity; zinc ion binding
Source: RefSeq, a predicted model, not a curated record